AAUCAAAGGUACCGGAUAAAUUCUCGUGAACGUCGAUAGCUUUGAUCUCUACUGUCGACAACAUCAGUCGAUAGUGAAUGUGUCACAGUUGCUAACGUCAUAGAUUCCAGUGGUGUUAUGUGUCUUCAACUUGUUAAUAUCUUGUGCAUUGCUUAUAGCGGCGUGUAACAGGUGGUAACUGUCAGUGAGACAGUAUGGUAUGUGGAGUGCGUGUUCAUGUACGUGCAGUUUCAGUAAGCGUUGUGGGAUACGCAUAUCUCUUCCUACGUUGGAAAUUGAAAUUCAUCCCAAUGUUUAGCAUCAAGUGAAGUGGUAUGUUACUGCCAGUUCGGACGUUACCGAAACAGCCUAUAAACACUGACUAUUUCUGUAAAAUUAUUUGUGUUAAUACCUCAUAAAAUGGAGGUGAAUUAUGAUCAGGAUGUUGUAUCAAAAUCCACCAACAGAACAGAAGAAGAGACUACAGGCAUAACAUCGAGCAACGGAGAACUUUUAAUAAGUCGUAGAUCCCGAAAAUGUACUCAGUAUUUAGCUGCGUUUAUCGUCACAGUUGGUGCAUUUGCCGUUGGGAACGUUGUGGCCUGGUCAGCACCAGCAAGCAGAGAACUCCAAUUAAAAUUUAAGUUUACAUUGUCUCAAGUAUCUUGGAUCAGCUCCUUUAUGGUACUUGGGAGUGGAGCAUCCGUUAUGCCUACUGGGUACUUAGUUGAUAAAUUUGGACGGAAAUCUGUAAUGCUGGCGUUGACAAUCCCAUUUGUUGGGGGCUGGGCUUUAAUUGCCUGGGCAAAUACAUGGGCACUGUUUUGUGCUGGCCGUUUCAUCACGGGCAUGGCUUGUGGAGCAUAUGCAAUAUCAGCACCGAUAUAUAUUUGUGAAAUAGCAGAGACUGGAAUAAGGGAAAUGCUUGGAACCUGCUUCCAGCUAAUGAUAAAUGUUGGAGUUGUUUUUGCGUAUGUAUUAGGCAGAGAAUUGGAUAUAUUCUGGUCGUCAGUAGUAUGUGGUGUUGUACCAAUAAUUUAUGGUAUUAUGUUUGCUUUUAUGCCAGAAACGCCAGUGUAUUAUAUGCAUAAGGGAAUGGAAAAUGAAGCGAAAACAUCUCUUUUCUGGCUUCAAGGACCUGAUUGUGAUGUGGAGGAAGAGUUGUUACAGAUAGGAAGAAAUUCUGAUGAUAACGAUGGAGCAACCAAAGAUGCCCAGAGCUCCAGAACUGCUAAGGUAGCAUUUUUUAUUGCAUUUGGCCUAAUGUCGUUUCAGCAGCUCUGCGGUAUUAAUGCUGUGAUAUUCUACACAACAGACAUAUUUCACUUUGUUGGGAGCAGUAUUGAGCCAAGUAUAUGUACAAUAAUUGUUGGAGCGAUACAGGUAAUUGCGUCUCUGUGCACAUCGUUACUUGUUGGUGUACUGGGUUGCCGUAUUUUGCUACUUAUUUCCAGUUUUGUCAUGUUUAUAUGUAUGUAUUUGCUGGGGUUAUUUUUUUACCUCCAAGGGAAAUAUGGAAUGUCAUACAUCAUAGAUAUUGAAUGGUUGCCACUUGUGAGUAUUUGUUUGUAUGUUGCAGUAUAUUCAUUUGGUUUUGGCCCUGUACCUUGUAUAAUGAUGAGUGUCUUGUUUCCAAGGCAUAUUAAAGGUUUUGCUAGCUCUGUGACGUGUUUCCUAAGUACUGUUUUAGGUUUUGUUAUUGCCAAAUUCUUUUCUGACCUGAUAGAAAAUGUUGGUAUUGCCUCAACAUUUUGGCUGUUCUCAGUUCUCACAGCAAUUGGUAGUGUGUUUGUGUUUUUUGUUGUUCCUGAGACCAGAGGAAAGUCAUUAGAGGUGUUGCAAAGGGAACUUGCUGGUGAUGACUCUCGUGAUGCAUUAAGGUCUUAAUUUUAUACUCUUACUUACAUUAUGUUUCUUUCUGUUCCAUAGCCUAUGGUAACAGAUCAUGAGAUUAUUUUUAUGAUUUGCAUGUUUCACAUUUUAAAGAUGUAUGGGUUUGAUGCUACUUCCUAUGUAUUUGUAGCAUAAUUUGGACAUAAACUAGUAGAUAUCUUUGUAUGAUAUUGAAGAUGUCAGUAUUCAUAAAAUGUAAGCAUAUAUCACUACUUACAGAAAUGUUUUUAAUAAAUUUUAAAAAAUCAA
This is a messenger RNA of Schistocerca piceifrons (Central American locust), 2121 nucleotides long. RefSeq names its product facilitated trehalose transporter Tret1-like. The record is from RefSeq and is a predicted model, not a curated record. Gene Ontology annotation, biological process: carbohydrate transport; transmembrane transport. The transcript has a single exon. The coding region runs from base 400 to 1866 and encodes 488 amino acids. NCBI's taxonomy places the organism in Eukaryota, Metazoa, Arthropoda, Insecta, Orthoptera, Acrididae. Gene Ontology annotation, molecular function: sugar transmembrane transporter activity. Gene Ontology annotation, cellular component: membrane.